AUGGAUAAUAUCUCUUUAUCACAGUGCUCUUCAUAUUCACGUUCAACCAGCCCCCGGCCUGCUCCAUCCUCUUCUUGGAAUACAACGCCGGAUCAGCGCUCUGACUAUCCUUCUUUCUCUAGCAACGCCCAAGACACUACUCCUCCUCGUUUGAUGGACCGAUCCAGCAAUGCCCUCCUAUCCCAACUGGCUGGCCUGUUAACAACCGGUGGUCCCUUGAUAUUCCCCUUGCUCGAGACGCUCCUCGAAUAUCACAGAAAUGGCGAGAUCACUCAACGAGAGCUCCGGGAGGAAAGGGACGAAGCCCAAAGAGUACUCGAAGAACAGCGAGUGCGAGCAGAUACAAGCGAGAGGGAACGUGAUGCUGCAGGAGAGCAGCUACAAGACCUGUCACGUCAGCUCGAGGAUACGCUAGUCACAAAUGAUGCAACUCAACAGCAACUACAUGAAAGGGGCGAGCGACUAGCUGAUGCGGAAAGCCUGGUUGCGAGGAAACAGGCGGCACUGGAUGAGAUUUACGAGCAUUGCACUCAGCUAAGAAAUGGUAAGACCUGGAUACAGAACGAGAAGGAUUUGAUCCAGGCACAGCUCGAUGAAAAGCAAGACCGGGUUCGAGCUCUCGAGGAGGACCUCGCUGAGAGUCAACGGAUUAGUGGGAGACAAUCUGCAGAGCUGCAAAGGCUGCGAGACAUGCUCGAUACAGAGAAAUUGAGGAGGGAAACUGCCGAAGAGCAGCUAUCCGGAACACGUAACGAGAUCAGCAGACUCCAGGCGAACAACGACCGAUUGAAAACUGAUGUUGCAGAAUCACGAAGGAGAUGCUCCGACCUUGACCGCCAGGUGCGAGACUCUGAGGAGCAGAAUCUAGUGACAUCUGGAGAAGUAAAUAGAUUGAACGAGGUUUUACGGGGCCAGCAAACAGAAGCAACAACGCUACGGACCACAGUGACAAAUGUGAAACGAGAACGGGACGAGCUACAUGAUCAACUCCAGAAGCACCACGCCAGAUGUGAGGCACUCAGAGAGGAAAACACUAGGCUCCAGCAUGAGAAAAAUUCCCUUGAAGAAAGCAAGCAGACUCUUCAAGCGCGUUGUACCGCAUUGGAUACUGAACUUGCAGAGGUCAAGGCGAUUCUUGGCCACAUCAACAAUGCUAGAGCGAAGCUUCCUCGCUGUCUAGGAACGAUCAGGUAUAAAGGCAAGCCGCGCAGAAUUGCUGUGUUUCAAAGUAGCCCAGUGACUAUAUACUCAUCCCGCACUAUGGUCAGAGCAUAA
Molecule: messenger RNA, 1275 nt
Organism: Aspergillus calidoustus
Lineage: Eukaryota; Fungi; Ascomycota; Eurotiomycetes; Eurotiales; Aspergillaceae
Source: the annotation of a GenBank genome assembly